CUUCAUCUUGUUUAGAUUGGAUAUAUAUAUAUAUAUAUAUAUAUAUACAAUUAUUAUUAUUAUUAUUAUUAAUUUGGAGGCUCCUCUAAACUUGGCAGAAGUUUCUGCCACCAUAUCAGGAGCUGCUGGUGCUAAAUUUAGCCAGUUUAUAUGAUCUGCUUGUCGAUCCAAACAUUUUCCAUUCCUAGAGAAUCACACAUUCUAAUUGGGUUUGGUGGUGAUCCAUUUCAAUUACAUGUCACUAAGAGGAAAUUGAGUUUGAAUUUUAAUUUGAAAUCCAAGGCCGUUUGCGUCGUGCCUGCUUUGGGGGGAGUUUUAGGGUUGAACAAGUCAUCAUCGUCAACUGUAUCGAUGCCGAAACAAGUCCUCGCGGCUUCUUCGGUGAUGAUAACCUCGGGCGCCAGCGGACGCGUCAACGCGCUGUUCUCGCUGCGAAUGCUCAACAACUUGCUCCUGCUCAUCAAUGCCUUGGUUAUGCUAAGGUCUUGUUGCGAGAAAAUGAAGGAUGACAAACAUAAACAGCACAGCAGCAGCAGGAGGAAGAAGGGGGAACGACUGGUGCGAGUGCCGGCCUCUGUGCCCUGGAAGAGCAGCGCUGUCGACCAGGAGGUGGCGGCCAGGAGAGCCCUCGCUAUUCAGAGAGUCACACACUUCAUCGAUGACAAUUCACGCAGGGUUUUUUCUCUCUUCGUUACGCCCAGAGGCUACACAAUGUUCACGCAGUCGUGGUCUCCUGUUUCCAAAGAAAUCAGGGGAGUUGUGGUUGUUUUGCAUGGCCUGAAUGAACACGGUGACAGGUAUAGUGAAUUCGCAAAGGAGCUGAACACAAAUGGAUACAAGGUUUAUGCAAUGGAUUGGAUUGGGAAGGGUGGGCCUGGCGUAGCGGUAAAGCUACCCCUUUGUGACCUGGUGGUCACGGGUUCGAGUCACAGAAACAGCCUCUCCGUUUGCGGCGGACAUGGUGGAAGUGAUGGGCUGCAUGCGUAUGUUCACUCUCUUGAUGAUGCUGUUACAGACACGAAAUCAUUUAUUGGAAAGGUUUUAGCUGAAAAUCCAGGACUUCCAUGUUUCUGCUUUGGCCACUCAACUGGUGCAGCCAUAGUCCUCAAGGCAGUACUUGAGCCGAAGCUUGAAACCUGUAUAGCAGGUGUUGUACUAACUUCACCUGCUGUAGGAAUUCAGCCAUCCCACCCUAUUAUCACGGUACUUGCCCCAGUUUUCUCUUUCUUGUUUCCAAGACUCCAAUUUAGUGCCGCAAACAAGCAGGGCAUUCCAGUUUCUCGUGACCCCGAUGCACUUGUGGCAAAGUAUUCAGAUCCACUGGUGUAUACUGGACCCAUCAGGAUAAGGACUGGUUAUGAGAUUCUUCGGAUCACAGCAUACUUGCAGCAGAAUCUGAGAAGAUUGAAAGUACCCUUCCUAGUUCUCCAUGGCACUGCUGACACUAUCACUGACCCUGAGGCUUCUAAAAAACUGUAUGAAGAGGCCUCCUCAACUGACAAAACCAUCAAACUCUUUGAAGGAUUCUUGCACGAUCUACUCUUUGAACCUGAAAGAGAAAUGAUUGUGAAAAACAUUAUAGAUUGGUUGAAUAUUAGAAGAAAGUAGGGUCAAUUUCUGCAUGGCAAGAAAAAUGCAAAGACACUCCUACUCCUGCUACUGCAGUGCUACUUGGCAAAUCACAGAAUGAACUACCUAGCUGACUCCCAAGUUGUAUAUGAUCAAAAUUCUGCAGAUGCGACUGAAGUGCUGCUAUAUAAGGAAACCAAGAUUUUCAUGACCCUUAUUUCUUCUUACUUCUUGCUUCAUCUCCAUGGCUACCAUUCCACAGCAACCUUCAAAACCCAACGUCAUGCCACCAUCCCUUCAACGGUAACCCACCAUCAACAAGCCAUAUCCCUACCCCCACCACCAAACAGGGUCUCUGCUGAGACUGCUUGGACUACAUCACUUUUUCACUCUCUUUCUCCACCAUGGCUGAAACCAAUCAAUCCCUUGUAUUCUUUUUUCUCUCUCUAAAAUGUUAGACCAACCUCCAUUGUCAACUACAUUCACAAGGAUCCAUAACUCUGGUGAGCAUCCACCAGUAAACCCACUAUACCAAAAUAAUUUACUAGAAUGGUUGAACCCAUCAUAAAUAACCUUUCAUAUUUAAGUUCAGUUGUACAAUUUUGAGCUUUUAUAUUACUUUUUAGAAAUGGCUGUUGAUUA
This is a messenger RNA of Camellia sinensis, 2211 nucleotides long. The record is from RefSeq and is a predicted model, not a curated record. Lineage: Eukaryota; Viridiplantae; Streptophyta; Magnoliopsida; Ericales; Theaceae.